This is a messenger RNA of Eptesicus fuscus (big brown bat), 858 nucleotides long. RefSeq names its product sulfotransferase 6B1-like. Gene Ontology annotation, biological process: sulfation. NCBI's taxonomy places the organism in Eukaryota, Metazoa, Chordata, Mammalia, Chiroptera, Vespertilionidae. The record is from RefSeq and is a predicted model, not a curated record. The transcript is spliced from 6 exons. Gene Ontology annotation, cellular component: cytoplasm. Gene Ontology annotation, molecular function: sulfotransferase activity. The coding region runs from base 1 to 858 and encodes 285 amino acids.
AUGUCAUCCCGGAACCAGCCAGGAAUGCUUCAUAAAUUCAAGGAGACCCUCUUUUCUACUUUGUCUUCAGAAGAACUUCUGAAUUCCCUGGAUUCUUUCCACGCAAGAGAAGAUGAUGUAUUUCUGGUGUCCUAUCCAAAAUCUGGCACUCACUGGAUUGCAAAAGUCAUUGAGAAUAUUCCCAAUGCAGAAAUUACUCUAACAUCUCCAAUUGAAUUGGGAGACAUUUCUAAAUUUGAAGAGCUAAAAAUGUGUUGCAAGAGAAGAGUCAUUCCCACACAUUUGAGCUAUAACAUGCUACCAGUGGAUAUUAAACAAAAGCAAUGCAAGAUUAUCUACAUCGUUAGGAAUCCGAAAGACACAGCUGUUUCUCUAUUCCAUUACUACCGAGAUAACCCUAACCUCCCCGGCAUCGAAACCUGGGCUGCAUUCUUAGAGCUGUUCCUGAAAGGAAAUGUUGUGUAUGGAUCCUGGUUUGAUCACAUUUUAAGCUGGGAAGACCGCAAAAAUGAUAAAAACGUUCUAUUUAUCUUCUAUGAAGAUAUGAAGAGAGAUCUUUCUAAAAGCAUAAAGAAAAUAACGACUUUCCUCGGUAUCAAUGUGAGUGAAAGUGAAAUUAAUCACAUUGCUUGGAAAUCAUCAUUCAAGGAAAUGAAAAACAAUGCAGCCAAAGAAAACUGUGAUCCAAAUAAGACCAUCUGUGCCCUCACAUCGAAUAAGAACCUAGUAUUUAGGAAAGGAGCUGUGGGUGAUUGGAUAAACUACUUUACUUCAAAGCAGAAGAGAAUAUUUGAUGAACUAUUCACAGAGAAAAUGAAACACAGCGAACUAGCAAGACACUUUGAAGAUUACUCUUAA